Molecule: messenger RNA, 3666 nt
Organism: Panthera uncia (snow leopard)
Lineage: Eukaryota; Metazoa; Chordata; Mammalia; Carnivora; Felidae
Gene: CPXM1
Product: carboxypeptidase X, M14 family member 1
Exons: 14
Coding region: 301-2499 (732 amino acids)
Biological process (GO): proteolysis
Molecular function (GO): metallocarboxypeptidase activity; zinc ion binding
Source: RefSeq, a predicted model, not a curated record
GGCAGCGCACCAGCCGGGCGGGUGAGCUCGGGACGGCCGGAGGGGGCGGGGCAGGGUCGGCGGGUGCGGAGACCCGCGGCGGCCGCUCCGGGGUCUGUCGCUGGAGCACCGCCCGGGCUCUGCCCUGCCCACCCCUCCCCUCCCGGGUCCCAGGCCCGCGGGCGUGCGGUGGGCGGGCCGGAGGCGCAGGGGGCGUGCGGCGGCGGCAGGAAGGGGCGGGGGGCUCCCGAGCGCCCGGCAGGAAGAGACAAACCCACCGACCGCAGCAGGCCCCGCGCAUCCGCACCUUUGGACUCAGCCAUGUGGGGUCUCCUGCUCGCCUUGGCCACCUUCGCGCCUGCCGUCGAUCUGGGUCUGGGGACGCCCGGCGCCUCCGGGCUGGGCCUCGCGCCGCCCGCUACCACCAAGGCCCCGGUCUCCACCCUGGCCCCGAGUAGCAACCCGGCACAGCAGCCCUCGGGGAAGAAUAACGGGACCUCAGAACAGCACGUCCGGAUUCGCUUCGUCAAGAAGAAAAAGGUCAUUAUAAAGAAAAGAAAGAAGCUAACUAGACCCAGACCACUGGUGACUACUGGGCCUCCAGUGAUCACCACCCCUGCGGGAGCCCUUGACCUCCCAGAGGAGAAGGAACCAGGCUGCCCCCCUUUGGGUCUGGAGUCCCUGCGAGUUUCAGAUAGCCAGCUCGAGGCAUCCAGCAGCCAGUCCUUUGGUCUUGGACCACACCGGGGACGGCUCAACAUCCAGUCAGGCCUGGAGGAUGGUGAUCUCUAUGAUGGGGCCUGGUGUGCUGAGCCUCAGGAUGCUGAGCCGUGGCUUCAGGUGGAUGCCAGGCGCCCCACCCGCUUCUCGGGCAUUAUCACACAGGGCAGGAACUCUGUUUGGAGGUACGACUGGGUCACAUCAUACAAGGUCCAGUUCAGCAAUGACAGCCGGACGUGGUGGGGGAGCAGGAACCGUAGCAGUGGGAUGGAUGCGGUAUUUCCUGCCAAUUCAGACCCAGAGACACCGGUGCUGAACCUCCUGCCUGAGCCCCAGGUGGCCCGCUUCAUUCGCCUGCUGCCCCAGACCUGGCUCCAGGGAGGCGAUUCCUGCCUCCGGGCAGAGAUCCUGGCCUGCCCUGUCUCAGAUCCUAACGACCUAUUCCCUAAGGCCCCUGCACUGGGAUCCUCUGAUCCUUUGGACUUCCGGCAUCACAAUUACAAGGCCAUGAGGAAGCUGAUGAAGCAGGUGAACGAGCAGUGCCCCAACGUCACCCGCAUCUACAGCAUUGGGAAGAGCCACCAGGGCCUGAAGCUGUACGUGAUGGAAAUGUCGGACCACCCUGGCCAACAUGAGCUGGGAGAGCCUGAGGUGCGCUAUGUGGCCGGCAUGCAUGGGAAUGAGGCCCUGGGGCGGGAGUUGCUCCUGCUUCUGAUGCAGUACCUGUGCCGUGAGUUCCUGCGAGGGGACCCGCGCGUGACCCGGCUGCUCACCGAGACACGUAUUCACCUGCUGCCCUCCAUGAACCCUGAUGGUUAUGAGACUGCCUUUCGCCGGGGCUCGGAGCUGGUAGGCUGGGCAGAGGGCCGCUGGAACCAGCAGGGCAUUGACCUUAACCAUAAUUUUGCUGACCUCAACACACCGCUGUGGGAAGCAGAGGAUGACGGGCUAGUGCCUGACACCGUCCCCAACCAUCACCUGCCACUGCCCACUUACUACACCCUGCCCAACGCCACCGUGGCUCCCGAAACGCGGGCAGUGAUCGAGUGGAUGAAGCGGAUCCCCUUUGUGCUGAGCGCCAACCUCCAUGGGGGUGAGCUCGUGGUGUCCUACCCGUUCGACAUGACCCGGACCCCGUGGGCUGCCCGUGAACUCACGCCCACCCCGGAUGAUGCCGUAUUCCGCUGGCUCAGCACCGUCUAUGCUGGCACUAACCGGGCCAUGCAGGACCCAGACCGCCGACCCUGCCACAGCCAAGACUUCUCCUUGCACGGCAACAUCAUCAACGGCGCUGACUGGCACACAGUCCCCGGGAGUAUGAAUGACUUCAGCUACCUGCACACCAACUGCUUUGAGGUCACCGUGGAGCUGUCCUGUGACAAGUUUCCUCACGAGAACGAGCUGCCCCAGGAGUGGGAGAACAACAAAGAUGCCCUCCUCACCUACCUGGAGCAGGUGCGAGUGGGCAUUGCAGGAGUUGUGCGGGACAAGGACACAGAACUCGGGAUUGCCGAUGCUGUCAUUUCUGUGGACGGGAUUAACCACGAUGUAACGACAGCAUGGGACGGGGAUUACUGGCGCCUGCUGACCCCAGGGGACUAUAUGGUGACCGCCAGUGCUGAGGGCUAUCACUCAGUGACGAGGAGCUGCCGGGUCACCUUUGAAGAGGGCCCAGUGCCCUGCAAUUUCCACCUCACCAAGACUCCCAAACAAAGACUUCGAGAACUGCUCGCCUCCGGGGCCAAAGUGCCCCCAGACCUUCGGAGGCGUCUGGAGCGCCUGAGGGGGCAGAAGAAUUAACACCUCCAGGUGAACAUCCCCAGAGCCUUGGGCAGGCUGGACCUGUCCAGAACUGAAAGCGGGAGGGACAGAGUGGGGGGAGAGGUGCUGAGGCUCAUUAAAGCUACUUGGUACCUCAGGCAGCCUUCCUGCCGUCUCUGAGUCCCAGGUCCCGCCCCUGGGCCAGGCCUCUGCUUCCCCUCCUCCCCGAUCCUAGUCCACACACGCUGGCAGGCUCUCAUCAGAUGACUUCUGGAGAAAUGGUGUGGAAAGAGGAUCCCGCCCGGGUUCUUGAACCUAGGGCUCGCCAGAGCAACUCCUCCAUCAAUCAGCUUCUGCAGCAGGAACCAUUGCAGUGCUCAGACCCAAGCAUGCAAGGCGUCAAGGAUAAACAGUGCCCUCCCAGCCUCCUGGGGCUCACCGUCAAGAGAGGGGACAGUUUGGCACGGUGCAGGCCAUGCUGUGGGAGCACAGACGGGAUUACAUACGUGGGUGUGAAAUAUGGCAGCGCAGUUCGGCAGGGACUCAAAAGGUCAAGGAUGCAACAGAUGGGAAGGUUCUCGGAGGUUAGAUGGGAGGCGGCCCAAGUGUGGGGUAUGGACCGAGAGCUCCAAGGAGAGACAAGACGAGGAAGACAGAACAGCGGGGGACAUUAGGAUUUGCUCCACCAGCCCUCUUUGGAAGGUGUUGGUAAAUGACAAGAUUUGAUUCGUUUCCUUCAGACUGAAGGGCAAAUUAUGUGUCAGUCUUGCGAGGGAAAUAGCCCGCUUAGGUAUUUUAAGCAGAGGAAAAUUUAACGCUGGGCAUUGGCUAUAAAGGUUUUGGAAGAGCUGGAUGAGAAAAAGAGAGAAAGGAGUUUUACCUGAAAAUCAGGCCACUUACCAUUUGCAGCCACUUUGCCAUGAUCACUUGUCAUGUCUCGAGGCUGAAGCAGAAUAAUUUCUUCCUUCCUUCCACUUUCUAAUUUCCAACCUACAAAAUCCACUGGCAAAAUCUAACUGUAACUGGGGUGCCCGGCUGGCUCAGUCAGUGGAGCGUGCAACCCUUGAUCUCGGGGUCGUGAGUUCCAGCCCCAUGUUGGGCGUAGAGGUUACUUAAAGAAAUAAAAUGUUCAGAAAAAUCUAACUGUACCCUAGCUUGCAAAGAAGCCCACAAAAUGUGGUUUCCAGGCGCACCACCCCCCCCCCG